CGUCAAAGAACGAGGGAACAAAAGUGUCCAUAAUACUCUAACAGUGUCCGCAACACUCCCACACCCUCUCAAAAAAAAAAAAAAAAAAAAUUUACACGACCCCUAGCAGGCCUCUCCAGCAGCAGCAGCAGCAGCGCCGCCCACUGCCCACCCAGACUAACAUGGCCGGACUUUUAUCUGGGGAAUCAUCACAUCAUGUAACAUCUGAUGGUGGGUCUUCAAGAAAUUCCCAAGACAGGCAAGAGGAAGUGGGUCGCUGGUAUUUGUCGAGAAAGGAAAUUGAAGAAAAUUCUCCAUCAAGAGGAGAUGCGAUUGACCUGAAGAAAGAAACAUAUUUACGCAAGUCGUACUGCACAUUCUUGCAGGAUUUGGGCAUGAGGCUAAAAGUGCCCCAGGUAACCAUAGCCACUGCAAUAAUAUUUUGUCAUCGGUUUUUCCUUCGUCAAUCACAUGCAAAGAAUGACAGAAGGACUAUUGCAACUGUGUGUAUGUUCUUGGCCGGGAAGGUUGAAGAAACUCCUCGUCCAUUGAAGGAUGUUAUUCUGGUUUCUUACGAGAUAAUCCACAAAAAAGAUCCUGCUGCAGCCCAGAGGAUUAAACAGAAGGAAGUAUAUGAGCAACAAAAGGAGCUAAUUUUACUCGGGGAGAGGGUUGUACUUGCCACUUUGGGUUUCGACCUCAAUGUUCACCACCCAUAUAAGCCCCUUGUUGAAGCGAUAAAGAAAUUCAAGGUUGCUCAGAAUGCCCUUGCUCAAGUUGCAUGGAAUUUUGUAAAUGACGGGCUGAGAACAUCGCUCUGCCUGCAAUUUAAGCCUCAUCAUAUUGCGGCAGGUGCCAUUUUCCUUGCUGCCAAGUUCCUCAAAGUGAAGCUUCCAUCGGAUGGUGAGAAGGUCUGGUGGCAAGAAUUUGAUGUCACCCCACGUCAAUUGGAGGAAGUUAGCAAUCAAAUGCUGGAACUCUAUGAGCAAAACAGAGUGCCCCCAUCCCAGGGCAGUGAGGUGGAAGGAAGUGUUGGCAGUGGGCCUGGGCCAAGUCAUCGGGCCCUGUCAAAACCUGCAUCUGUGACUGAGGAACAGGCUUCAAAGCAGAUAUCAUCUCGUCUCGUGCCUGAUUCAUCUGCUGACAAUCAUAGCAUGCCACAAAGAAGCAUGCAAAAUCAAAGUAAUGAAAAUGGGAGUACAGAGAUGGGUAGUGUUAUUACUGAUCACGAGGUGGAUGUUGAAAUUAAAGAUGGUCAGCAUCCUGAGCAUUUACUCCAAAAGGAGGUCAUGAGAGAAGUUCCAAAUCGAUUCAAGUCUGGAACAGAGCGAGUUGGCGGUGAAGACCAAGAAAGGAAUGCUGAGAGAAAUGAGAGUGCAGAAGCAGGAGAGUGGAGGGAUGAUGGUCCCUCACGCAAGUCCAGCAGUAUGGUUGGUCGAAAUUUGGAGCUUCGGGAUGGCCCUGUUGGCCAGUCACCCAAAGAAGCGAUAAAGAUGAUUGACAAGGACAAGGUUAAGGCAGCACUUGAGAAAAGAAGGAAGUCUCGUGGGGAAAUCACACGCAAGAAAGAUGUGAUGGAUGAGGAUGAUCUGAUUGAGAGGGAACUAGAAGAUGGUGUUGAAUUGGCAGUAGAGGAUGAGAAAAACAAGCGUGAUAGAAGGCAAAGCUGGUCGAAAUACGAGAACUUAGAUCAGGAGGAAAUUGGAGAAGGAAACCAUUUGGGGAUAAAGGGGCAAUCGUCAAGGGGAUUGGAAGUGGUGGAGAAUGCAGAAGAGGGAGAGAUGUUGGAUGAGGCUUCGCCUAUUUUGAACAGCCGGAAGAGAAAAGGCGGAAGUCCAGUGGAGCGGCAGUUAGAGGGGAAGAAGAGGCAUGAUUACAUUUCGUCUUCUUGGAAAAUUUAGUUGGUUUUGUUCUAUUAAAUGUAUUGAUGGGAGAACGUGACCAAAUUCAAACGGACUAGGGAAAAAUUUAUGUUUAUCGGUAUGUACUUUGGUGUUCAGUUUGAGGAAUUGAAUUGGGUUUGUAAGUUCAUGUUGUGGUAAAAAAUGGUGUACUCUAUUUUUGUCCUAAA
Alnus glutinosa is the source of this 2050-nucleotide messenger RNA. RefSeq names its product cyclin-T1-5-like. Gene Ontology annotation, biological process: positive regulation of DNA-templated transcription, elongation; regulation of transcription by RNA polymerase II. Lineage: Eukaryota; Viridiplantae; Streptophyta; Magnoliopsida; Fagales; Betulaceae. The record is from RefSeq and is a predicted model, not a curated record. The coding region runs from base 162 to 1880 and encodes 572 amino acids. Gene Ontology annotation, cellular component: nucleus; cyclin/CDK positive transcription elongation factor complex. Gene Ontology annotation, molecular function: cyclin-dependent protein serine/threonine kinase activator activity. The transcript is spliced from 7 exons.